Aspergillus pseudoviridinutans is the source of this 264-nucleotide messenger RNA. RefSeq lists its product as uncharacterized. Lineage: Eukaryota; Fungi; Ascomycota; Eurotiomycetes; Eurotiales; Aspergillaceae. The record is from RefSeq and is a predicted model, not a curated record. Bases 1 to 264 code for a protein of 87 amino acids. The transcript has a single exon.
AUGAAGUCUCAAAACGGUGUGACAAAGCUACGAGCUGCCAGCCUGACCACUAGUGGGACGGUGUCCAGUGUGCCGAAUACAAGACUUGCAGGCCAUAUGCACCUGGUCUCGUCUACAAUGACGCCGCAGGACGCUGUGAGAAGCUCCAUGCCGCUUGUCCCACCUGGCCAAUACUGGGAUGGUGCGGAAUGUAUUGUCGACGUGGCAAGACAGCGAUGUGCCCCUGGAUUUACCUACGAUGAGGGUACUGGAGCCUGCGAGUAG